CUCUAGGUGCUACUGUGUCCAUCAUGCACGUUCUUAGAUAGCACAAACAAACGUACUGGCUAGCCAGCAUACAAUUGGCUGGCAGCGCCGGUGCGGCUGCGAGGCUGCUGCACGCGUGCGUCUCGCUGCCCGCCCGCUGCUGUCUUUCGUUUAGAGCCAAGGCAGCAUUUGCUAGCCAUCAAUAGCUAGCUAGCCAUGCAGCAGCAGCAGCAAGAACACGACUAUUCACAGCAGCGGUCGGCCGCGGCGGGGCCAGCUUCCUCACCCAGGGCGUCGGCAACGCCCCAGCUUCUCCCGGUUCUCCGGCAGCACUUGCAGCCGCCCCCACAGCCACACCUGAUGCUGCCGCGCGCGCCGCCCGCCAUCCUGGUCCCGCGGUUCGGGGCGUCGCUGCUCCCGCAGAUGAGCAGCGCAGCCCGGUUCGCCUUUGGCGGUACCGGAGGCCGGGGCAGCGGCGGCGCCGCUGCGCCUCCGCCACCGGCGGCGCGCCCCACCGUAACGCCCCGGCAUCGGGCGGCAGCCGCCGUGCCGCCUCCGCCUCCGCCGCCACUGCCGCCGCCGCCGCCGCCACCGGCGGACGCCGUCGCUGCCACCAAUCUAACUGGCACGGGAUCUGGCACCACCGUCACAGACGACGGCGGCAGCGAACAACGACAGCAGCAUGCUCCGAGCGAUGCUGGCACGUACGGCCACGCUGGCUUUGACGGCGGCGGCGUCAGCAGUGCUGCGGUGACGAGCGCACGUGGCCGAGGACAAGCAGGAGCAGUAGCGGGGCGGCGGGUGGCUGCUGCUACAGCCGCCAUCGGCGGGCCCGCCCCGCCUUCCUUCACCGGUGCCGCCGCUGCCGCCAUUCCCACCAUCAGCAGCCGCCGCACCCCUGCUACUGCCGCUGCCGCCGCUACUGCCGCUACUGCCGCUACUGCCGCUACUGCCACUGCCGCUACUGCCGGCCCCCGCUGCGCUGAGUGCGGCCGGGCGGACAGCAGCAAGGGCAAAUGGCGGCCGCACCAGCUGCUGCCGCCCUCCAGCGGCGCCGUGGUGUGCAGCCGCUGCGUCACCUACUGGUGGCGCUACCACACCUACCCCUCGCUGGGUGGACCCGCGCUGGGCCGCAGCCUGGCGGCGGCGGCGCCCACCCUGAAGCGCAGCAAGGGGAGAAAGGAGCAGCAGCAGGGGAAGCAGAGGGGGAAGCAGGGGGGAGAGGCUGGGGAGCAGCAGGUGGGGAAGCAGCGGGGGAAGCAGCGCGGGAAACAGUGGGGGAAGAGCGGGGAGGCGGAGGUGGCGGAGGCAGAGGAGGAGGCAGAGGAGGAGGAGGCGGGCGCGGCGACGGAAGGGGCGGAAGAGGAGGCGGAUGCGGCGGGGGCAGGAGAGCAGGAGUCGGAGGCGCGGGCGGCGCGGGCUGCUGCGGGUGGCGGCAGCAUGGGGAAGCGGGGCCGGUCUGAAGAGUGGCAGCGCGAGAGCCGGCAGCAGCGCACGGCGUGCCACUGACGUGGUGAAGCCUAGUUGGGCUUGCGGUUGGGCUGUCGGUGCAGGAUGAUUGGGGGGGGGGGGAGGUACCCGGGCUAGUGGUGUGGUUUGGGGCGGGCCCGUAGGGCCCGCUCGUCGUGGCGAUGGCCUGGCAAGCGAU
This is a messenger RNA of Chlamydomonas reinhardtii, 1627 nucleotides long. RefSeq lists its product as uncharacterized. The record is from RefSeq and is a predicted model, not a curated record. Lineage: Eukaryota; Viridiplantae; Chlorophyta; Chlorophyceae; Chlamydomonadales; Chlamydomonadaceae. The transcript has 3 exons. Bases 196 to 1488 code for a protein of 430 amino acids.